Lasiosphaeria miniovina is the source of this 321-nucleotide messenger RNA. RefSeq lists its product as uncharacterized. The record is from RefSeq and is a predicted model, not a curated record. The transcript is spliced from 3 exons. NCBI's taxonomy places the organism in Eukaryota, Fungi, Ascomycota, Sordariomycetes, Sordariales, Lasiosphaeriaceae. The coding region runs from base 1 to 321 and encodes 106 amino acids.
AUGACGCUCCCGUUCCUAGUCUUUCUGUACCCCAAGCCGGAGAAGCUCGCCCGGGCUGAGGAACUGGCCCAGAUAAUCUCCGACUACGUCAAGGCGAAUGAACCGGGCGUCUUGCAGUAUCAGUGGUUUCGUGUCGCUGACGACCCCGACGGGCCGGCCAUCGCCGUGAAGGAGACAUACGCGGACCAGGCAUCCCUGGACGCGCAUAAGGAGACCCCAAAGUUUGCCUGGCUUGUGAAGAUCUCCCAGGAGGAGGAUAUUUUCAGGGCGCCCCUCAAGGUCCUACCCAUCGACUUUAUCACUGGCUUUGACAGGCGAUGA